AUGAAGAUAAAUCCAACCGAUCAGUGCCUGUCUCUAAUUCUACACACCCUUGACGUUACGGUAUUGCCAGAGGUCACAUCGGCAUCUGCUCGGCGUACAAUAGAAUUGAUCAGUGCCACCCUCGGCGAGCUGCUCAAGAGGCAACAAGAGCCAGCGAGAAACUUCAUCGCACAAUCCAUCGAAGAUGGCCUGGAACUGGAAGUAGAUUUCCAUCGUGUACUCAAUUAUCCGGUCACUACCGCUCAAUCUGGCUUAACGGACAAUGCCCCCUUCGAGGCCCUCGCCAAUCAAUAUGAUCUGCUGACGGAGCGCUUGAAUAAGUUGUGCGUUCAAGCGUCAGCAUCCACGUCAAAGAAUUCUAGUUAUACCGGAUUACUUCGUCGUGCCGCUGAGUGGGAGAUGGGCUACCUUACUGGGCAGGCAAAACUGACGGCGAGACCGUUCGGCGAUGAGUCCUCUGAAACAGAGCCACCAACUCCAUUGCCCCCACUUCGAGAUUUUCUCGAAGAUUUUCUGACAGAACGUCACGGCCCACUCGAGGUGACGGACUUCUCUGAGAUACCUGGCGGAUUUGGCAAAGAAACAUAUUUCUAUACCGUCAAACACGCAACUGGUUCUAUCGAAGAGCUGGUGGUUCGGAAAAGCCAGCCAGUCCCAAUGGUGUUACAUGGUGGCUUUCUUCUUGAGCGCGAAUUUCACCUCCUUCGAUCAUUGAGCCAGACAGAUUAUCCAGUUCCGCGACCAAUCGACCUCGCCCUCGACUUACCUGGUGUUGAAAGCACCUUCUUCACAAUGACGCGGAGACCUGGAAAAGUACUUGGUAGCUUUUUAGAUGGUGAAAACCAGAAGUUGCCAGAACCUUUGUUUGGGCAGCUUGCGGAACUCUUGGCCAAGUUACAUGCUAUUCCAUUGGAGACAUUCGCGGAUUACUUUGCUAUGCAUAAUGAAUCAGAUGCACUGAACGAAACAAUCGAGGCUCGUCACCGCCGCAAUCUGAAGGGAUGGCGCGAGUACAUCAAGCGCGUUGAGCAUUUGCCCUCACCUUACAUCACCUGGCUCUUCCACUGGCUAGAAAACCAUAUCCCGGCAGACUCAAGACUCUCGGUCCUUACACAUGGCGACUUUAGUGUUCACAACAUACUUGCUGAGAAUGGGCAAGUCACCGGUGUCCUUGAUUGGGAAUGUGCGGACUUCGGAGCUCCCGAGCAAGAUCUGGCCUACAUUAGACCUCACGUUUCCAAACAUAUGGACUGGGAAAGCUUCGUCGCUCACUACUGUGCAAGUGGUGGGCAAGAGGUCGAUGAACGGAACAUGCGUUUCUGUCUGGCGUACGGCGUUCUGAGGACUUUUAUUGGCGGUACCCGUGGAUCGUGGAAUCUUCAAAAGGGCUUUAACAGGGAUAUCCGCUAUGUCAUGAUGGAACUUGGUUUUGCUCCAGCGUUUAUGAAAAUUGGCCUGGACUACACGGCGGCCGGUGCUUCACAGCCCAUAAGAGUGUCCGAGAUUCCUCCUGAAGAUAUCGUACCUGCUGAGUAUGGAGCAAGUGUGAUUGGCAAGGCUGAAGGGACCGACAAGUUGGCCAGGGACAAAGUAGUUUGUUCUGAAGAAGAUUCAGGUGGAAGCGCAUCGGCAGAAGUAACAAGGGAAGAAGCGAAACCCAGUUAA
Hyaloscypha bicolor E is the source of this 1665-nucleotide messenger RNA. Its product is annotated as kinase-like protein. Bases 1 to 1665 code for a protein of 554 amino acids. NCBI's taxonomy places the organism in Eukaryota, Fungi, Ascomycota, Leotiomycetes, Helotiales, Hyaloscyphaceae. The record is from RefSeq and is a predicted model, not a curated record. The transcript has a single exon.